UAGGUGGGCACGUCGUAAGGCAGAAAAACCUCAAGUUUUGCGGCUGGUAAGGGUCUGAGCCAAGCGAUGGGGGUGAUGCGAGAAGCAUCUCGGAACUCAUCUCGGCCCAAGAUCUCAGCACAGCCGCAGCGCGCCUUCCGCGACCCACUUCGCUUCUUGUGGAGGAAGCCUAAACCCUACCAUGGACCACGCGCGCCGGGCUCGCGGCGGGCAGCCAGGCGCAAGAGUACCCGCGGAGCCCGAGCCGCAGCCGCCGGUGCCGCCCCGGCCGGGGCCCCCGGCUCCGCCUCCUCCCGCCCCGAGGCCUCCCACUCCUCCGCGACCCGGGCCGCCGCCUCGGCCCCCAGCCCCGCCCCGCCGCCAGGCCCCGCCUCCCUCCCCAGCCUGAACCCGGCCCCUGGCUGCCUUUCCCGCUCCUGCAGCGGCGCGCUGGCGGUGGCGUGCGCGCUCGUCUGGCCGGUCUCCAGCACGCCCUCUUGGCCCCGCUGCCCGCACGCCAGCAAGAUGGCGGCGCCCAGCGAGCCCGCGGGCUUCCCUCGCGGCAGCAGUCGCUUCUCCUUCCUGUCGGGCGGCGCGCGCUCCGAGGCCACCGAGGACCUGGUGACAGACGCGCGGGGCCGCGGCGCAAGGCAUAGAGACGACACCGCCCCCCCUGCCGCGGCCCCGGCGCCGCAAGGUUUGGAACACGGGAAGCGACCGUGCCGGGCCUGCGUGGACUUCAAGUCGUGGAUGCGGACCCAGCAGAAGCGGGACAUCAAGUUUAGGGAGGAUUGCCCACAGGAUCGGGAGGAAUUGGGUCGUCACACCUGGGCUUUCCUCCAUACGCUGGCCGCCUAUUACCCGGACAUGCCCACGCCAGAACAACAGCAGGAUAUGGCCCAGUUCAUACAUAUAUUUUCCAAGUUUUACCCCUGCGAGGAAUGUGCGGAAGAUAUAAGGAAGAGGAUAGGCAGGAACCAGCCAGACACGAGCACUAGAGUAUCCUUCAGCCAGUGGCUGUGCCGCCUGCACAAUGAGGUGAAUCGGAAGCUGGGCAAGCCUGAUUUUGACUGCUCGAGAGUAGAUGAGCGUUGGCGUGACGGCUGGAAGGACGGCUCCUGUGACUAGAGAAUUACCAGCAGGGCGAGUGGGGCAUCUAGCCGGGUUCUAUGGGCAACGGCCUGAUUGACGAUUAAAGUGCAUCUGAGCCAA
Molecule: messenger RNA, 1191 nt
Organism: Mastomys coucha (southern multimammate mouse)
Lineage: Eukaryota; Metazoa; Chordata; Mammalia; Rodentia; Muridae
Gene: Gfer
Product: growth factor, augmenter of liver regeneration
Exons: 3
Coding region: 67-1107 (346 amino acids)
Biological process (GO): liver development
Cellular component (GO): mitochondrion
Molecular function (GO): flavin adenine dinucleotide binding; flavin-dependent sulfhydryl oxidase activity
Source: RefSeq, a predicted model, not a curated record